Molecule: messenger RNA, 2829 nt
Organism: Cotesia congregata
Lineage: Eukaryota; Metazoa; Arthropoda; Insecta; Hymenoptera; Braconidae
Source: the annotation of a GenBank genome assembly
AUGCAAGAUAUUUGUUCAGAUAUAAGGACUGCGAUUGAUCACGGUCGCACUGACAUCCUCCGAUCUUUACUCGGUGCCUGUGACAAUGGAAAUGUCGGUGAAGGAAUAACCAGGGAUGAAAUUUUGAACCAACCUUUUUUGGAGGAGGGUACUUUUUUAUCCUACGCUUCAAAGACAAAUCAAGUUGAUGUUGUAAGAACAUUAUUAAGCUGCGGAGCGGAUCCAGCGAUAAAAAAUGCACAUGGACGUAACGCAGUUGACGUCGCAGCCAGUGAAGUAAUUCGUUUGCUUUAUGUCGAAGAAUUAUUACGUGCUACCGCUGCCUCGGAAAUAGAUAGAGUUAUUCAAUUAUUGGAAGCGGGCAUUGAUGUUAAUUCAUGGGAUUCAGAAGGCAGUAAAAAUACACCUUUGCAUUGGGCGGCAUGCUAUGGAAAUAAGGAAGUAGUUGAGUGUCUUAUCGAUCGUGGUGCAGAUGUUAAUGCGGAAAAUGGCUGCGGAGCAACACCUCUACACGAAGCAGUAAGUCGCGGGGAAAUUACAAUAUGUCAAGAAUUGUUACAAGCAGGUGCUAAUCCUCACAUCCGGGCACUUCAAGGAACAUUUGCUGGCAAAAGCCCCUACGACUUAUCCCGUCAAAAACCAUCAGUCCAUGCGCUCCUACAGCGUUACCUCCCCAAAGAAUCCGAAAGCGUACACAGCCCAGUGACCUACAGCGACUCGACAAACUUCAGCCAGAAGAACUUAUCAACGAACAUGAGCCAGCUAUCAAUAGACUCGGCAAAAUCAACGGACCCACUGUACGACCCAACUCUGGCCCCAGUGAACGACAACACUAUUCCUCACCACCACCACCCAAGUCCCAUAAGAUCCCACGAAAAAACCAACACCUGGAACCUUAUCUGGCCUGAACCCAAGAGUGUGAUCGACCUGAGCCACUACUCUCCGCCUUUUAUCGCCGGGAAGGAAAUCUUCAUCUCAAUAAUCCAGGGCAGCGAGUCUAUCCACGACAUUCUCGACGUCUGGGAAGUAAGUCGGACAUAUUUACUCGAGCUGGGUCACGAUGUUAAAGUAGGAGAGGUCCAGCCUGGCUCUGGAAGGUUCACCAGUGACAAUAGAAUCGAGUGCAUUGUAAACCGCAAGUUGUUUAAUUUAGCGGAAGGUUAUCAGCUUUACAUAUCACAGAACUCGAUAAAAGUAAGCGCGGGGAGUCUUGCAGGGCUUCAUUACGCAGUUUGUACUUUUGUACAAAUUUUACGGCUCAGUAAAAAUCCAAAUUCUCCAGAAGUUACAGAAAUUGAGUCUGUGCUGAUAAAAGACGAGCCUAGGUUCAUGCAUCGUGGAAUUCUGCUGGACAUUUCUCCACGAGGAAGAACUCCGACUCUGGAGUACCUCCUGCACACAAUUGACCUGUGGUCGUCUUUCAAAGUCUCGCAUUUGCACUUAUACUCGAGAUUGAACCCCAGCUGCGACUGGCAGCUCUGCUACACGCGCUCAGAAAUGGUUACUCUGGACCGGUACUGCCGAGACCGGCAUCUCAAUCUCAUUCCUGCCCUAGAUGUCGACUCCAAUGUCAGCCAGCGACAUUUGACUCAGAUGUGGCCCGUGUUCCAGGAACUGCUGGCCAUUUUUCCAAGUCUAAGCUAUGUUCAUGUUGGACCCAGGCUUGCUAGCUUGUUGGUUCCUCCGGAGAAUUUAGAUCUGAGUAAUAGUAUUAAUGAGACGGUGGAGACUGACAUGUCGGAGGUUUUUAAAUCUUACUCUUGCUUGCAAGAACUCUGGCAUAUUUUGAACUUGAGCUCGGAUACUACUUUGCUGCUAUGCAGCAAUGGGUUGCACUCGAAGCCAGAGUUCAGGAGCGUUCCGAGCAAUGUUAUUCUGGUUGAGUAUGGCUUUCAAGCGGACUAUGAUUUUUCGGAGUGGACUGAGGCUUUUAAAACUGCUGGUGGAAAUGUUUUACCUUCUUCAGGUACUGCCAGUUACAAUAGCCUGGCAGGUUGUCCAGGUUCAACGCUAAUCAACACCAGGAACGCCCUAAAAAUGGCUCAUGAGCAGAACUCGAUCGGAAUAGUUGUUGCUCAUUGGUCCGGAAGCCACCACUUGACUCCUCACCCUUUCUCUUGGCUCGGGUACUUGAUUGCCGCGGGUCUCUCCUGGAACCCUUCGACAGAAAUCGAGCUGGGGCCCGUCGACUUGUACGAGAACUCCGAAGUCGCUAAUUUAAUGAAGCGCCAGCGGUACUUGACCAGUAUUUUGAACAUCCACGUGUUCCAGGACCUGGAACAUAAGAUUGGAGGGACUAUUCUUGAACUAGGACGCGUUGACACCUUGGUUCUGACUCUCAGCAAGAACCAGGAUGCCAAUGAUCUCCAGCAAAUUCCUGAUAAUCGCGGAUCUACGCUCUACAGGCUACUCACUGACCCUGACAAUGUUAACUUGGAAUAUUUGUCUGCUGAUUUAUUUGCUAGAAUGACUAAACAAAUAAAACGCGUGACUCACGCGUUGUACGAAGCAAACUUGACUGCGAAAUUCGGAUCGAUGGACAUUCAAGAAUUGCAGCUGACUGCCGACUUAAUGGUCACCGCCUGUCGUAUUGGUCGUACACUUAUUGGCGUGGGCGUUAAUCCUAACAGCAACAUGGGCCUAGCUGUUAUCAACCUGGGAGUCUGCAACUUGCCCCCGACUUUCAGAACUGACAUUGCUAAUAAAAUGCUGGCGCAUAUUGAACAGUACAAAGGAGCUUGGUUACAAAGACACUUGCCCCAGGGGCUUCAGAGUUCUUUGCUAGUCUUAACCAGUGCACUUCAUCGUUUUGUACCAGAGUCCUCGUAG